Messenger RNA from Aspergillus chevalieri, 1557 nucleotides. Its product is annotated as Mob1 family protein. The transcript has 2 exons. Gene Ontology annotation, cellular component: cytoplasm. The record is from RefSeq and is a predicted model, not a curated record. Lineage: Eukaryota; Fungi; Ascomycota; Eurotiomycetes; Eurotiales; Aspergillaceae. Bases 1 to 1557 code for a protein of 518 amino acids.
AUGGCAACUGCGGGAGUCCAAUCGUCAAACUCCCCUCGCUUACCUAGUCCCCCGCCGCUCACAGAGGUCCAGAUCGGGUCUCCAUCAGUCGGCAACGAGUGCUCCGACCAGGAUGCAGAGCAAUCACUAAAUUACACCCCGGACAACCAUGACGAUGAAGCUAGUGCGACGCGAAGAGUUCGACCCGGGAGUAAAGCAAUUGAUAUGGCUGCUAGUCCGCCAUUGAUCCCUCUCGCGCAGCUUGACUCCCCAUUCCAACUCCAAGAACACCUGAAAGCUCUGCACAACCACUAUACACGGCCCGAAGGCUCCGAAACAGUCUUUCCGAUCCACCGCGACAUCGCGAUUCAGCUUGCGGAACCCCCCGAAGGUGUCGACCGGGCGCUUUGGCUCUAUGAGCUCUGCCGCUUCCUCACCAUGAAAGUAAACAAUCUUAUCGUUGCCUUCUUCGCCGAGAACCCUCCCUGUUCCGUUCAAACAUGCCCCGAAAUGCAAGCCUCGGAAUGGCAGUACCUAUGCGCCGUCCACGAUCCCCCGAAGACCUGCUGCGCUAUCGAUUACUGCUGUCACACGCUCGAUUGGGCCACGAACAUCCUUACUUCACCCAAACACUUCCCCAGCCGGCUGACGCUGGGUUCCGAAGCGAGUGGCGGUCCGCAGGCGAGCAUGAGACAUUUGAUCAAUAUCUUCCGUCGGGUGUAUCGAAUCUUCGCGCAUGCUUGGUAUAAGCACCGGGAAGUGUUUUGGCAGGUGGAGGGUAACGAGGGGCUCUAUAUUUUCUUCAAGACGGUCUGCGAUGUGUAUCACCUUAUGCCGGAGGAUAGUUACACGGUUCCCGCAGAGGCAGAGGGUGUCGAGCCGCCUGCGGAGACCCCUGCGGAGAAGCCCGCGGAGGGAUUACGAGUUACGAUAUUGCGGAAGGAGGAUGAGGGAGCUAAGGACGGUGACGCUGGCGCUACUGCACGACGUCAUAAGCAUUCUCCGUCUACGGGUUCGCGCGUCGCUACUAUCGCUGAGAGCGCCGAGGAUAAUGAGGAUUCUAAAGCCGGAUUGUUGGUGGUGAAGGAGGACGCUGUCCCAGAAGAUGAAACUGAAGAAGGCGAGGAGACUACUAUUGCGCUCGAGGCACCUCUAGGAGUGACGGAGCAGCCGAACGGCGAUAAUAUCGUUAUUCAGGAGCAGGAGGUCAAUGAGGAGCCUAAACCCGAGGAACCCAGGCUUGAAGAACCAGAGAGGACUCAGCCGGAAGAGGAGUCGCAUCCACAGUCGACAGAAGAGCAAGCGGAACCCAGCCAACCUGGGAAGCCGCAGACAGAGCCUGAAACGAGCAAACCGGAAGAAGAGGGCGAACCCGCCCCGGCCACAGAGGAAUCGUCCUCAGAGCCAGCGCCAGAGCCCACUCCGGAGGCCGCGCCGGAGCCAGCAGCAGAGCCGGAGUCCAAGCCGGAGACAAAACAAGAGACGAAGACAGAGGAAAAGAAAGAGCAACCAGCAGAACAAGACGAGGAAACCAAGUCCGAGACGGAGCCGGAACCGGAACCUGCUAAGGAGACUUAA